AUGGCUCCUUUUCGCCCCUCCCUUGUGCUUGCGGUUCUCACGCUCGCUCUUCCCAGUCUCACGACUGCCUAUUCCGUUGGUUGCUUCCCUGCCUCCGAGCGACGUGCGACGCGAACUGACUUGGAGUCGAUUCGCAUUUCCCACGCCAACUGGAAUUCGUCCCGUCUCAGUGCGCUUGUGGCACAGAUCGUUCUCGAGGAAAAACUUGGAUUUGGCACGAUUCGCGAGGAAUUUGGCGACGAUCGCAACGCCUUCGACCAAGUCGACCAAGGCACUGCAGAUUUGUUUCUUGAUGCCAACCCCGAGGCUGUCCAGGACCUGAUUGAUCUUUACGUUACUCAAAUGAACACGGUUACCGACGCCGGACCGCUUGGAGUCUUCACCGAGUAUGGAUGGUACCUUCCGGAAUACGUUUGGAAUAUUAGCAACAAGCUUGACAGUUAUCCUGGCUUCAUGGACGAGAACGUGAUUGCGCUCUUCCACUUGGAGAAUAUUCCAGUGGACACGCACCUUGACAACACCACGCUGCAUUCGGCGUUUGACAUGAUUGAGGCGACCAUGCAAGGCUCUCAGUGCAAUGUUGCUCUCAAUGCUUCCGCCACGGCCACGGACUGUGCCGCUGCCGUCGAAGCCACCAUCGAGCACUUGCGUGACGUUGCGCAUCUGCAUUACGCGGAGAACACGAUCGACUUGUGGACUUUGCCUGACAGCUGGAAUUUGUUGGACCAUGUUCUCAUCCAAAAUCUUGAGCUCCCGUUCAAUACCGUCGUGCCAGUUCCCACCAACCUCGAUCAAGCAGCUACCGAACAUGCGUUGGCCGACCUUAUUGAAGAGCAUUACCUCGCGCGCAAGCCCUUCCUCACCUACUUUUGGCAACCCCAUUUCUUGUUCGCUCCGGAUUCGCCCGUCAAGCUUCACCGCGUCCAGCUUCCUCAUUUCAACGCCGAUCACUGCAAUGUUUCGAGCUCGGACUAUCGCUGCGAGUACCAAUCCCACAUCUUGCGCAAGAUGGUGGCAACGUCUCUGAAAGCAAGAAACGAGGUGGCUUAUGACUUUGUCAAGGUCCUUCACAUCGAUGAGAUCGAGAUGGAGGAAAUGCUGGCGUCUGUCGAGUACAGCAACAUGACCGUCGACCAAGCCGCGUGCAGCUGGUUGCUUGCACAUUAUAGCACAAUGGAGCCGCACAUGCCCGAUCCUUCGCGCCUUGUUACGCCCACGGAGGUCAACGGCAGCUUGCGCAUCGCCUUUGUCAUUCUCGCCGCUCUGCUCAUCGCCUUCUUCUGCGUUUUGGCGGCUGGUACCUUCCACUACCGCCGCGUUCGUGUGGUGCUGUCUGCAAGCCCCGUGUUCCUGAUGCUGAUGCUGCUUGGCGCUGCUUGGUCCAUGUUCUGGGUCAUUCUGCUCUACGACGACGCGCCGACCGACGCGAUUUGCAUUGCGCGCAUCUGGGCUCGUCAUCUCGGCUUUAGCUUGGUGUUUGGCGCCCUUGCUCUCAAGACCUACCGCAUUGCUGCCAUCUUCAACGUGAAGGCCACCAAAAAGUCCCACCAGCUGACCAACGUUCGCCUUUUGGUCCGAUUUGGUGAAAUCAACCUCUAUGUCUGCGCCUUCCUGCUGACGUGGACGGUGGCCGGCGCUCCCACAGCGACAACGCUGGUGUCUCACAACAACAGCUACGCCGUCUGCAGCAUCACUUGGUGGGACAAUGCCAUGUACCUGCAAGAGCUUGCGGCCAUGCUUGGCCUCGCGUUCCUGAGCUACCGCGUGCGCAAGGCACCCUCUGCGUUUAACGAGUGCAAGCACAUGGCGCUUGCCGUGUACAAUUGGAUUAUCAUUGGCGUUAUUCUUCAGCUCAUCCUGAAUUCGACCACUGGCACGGCCGACUUUUACUUUGCCAUCCAGUCGCUCGAGGUGCUCGUGCCCGUUCCGAUUGCCAUCCUGCUUUUGUUUGUGCCCAAGUUCUACCUGACGCUGCGUGGCAAGGGCAGCGAGGUGACGACCUCCAGCUUCCGCGGAUCGAAUCCGAACGGCAGCCACCCGAAGACUCCUUCUGACCCGAGCAACUCGAAUGCCAAGGCGGCGUCUGGCGACAUGGAAAUGUCGUCUGGCAAUGGUGUGGAUAGCGAGACUGGCAGGCCUGAGCUGAGUGGCAAGGCCGCAGCCGCCGAGUACAAGAACAUUCGUCGCGAGAACAUCCGCCUGAUGCGUGAAAUUGAGGGAAUGCGAACUCAGCUCCUCCGCUUGCACAAUCCUCACUCUGGCACCGUCGAGGUCUUGUAA
Messenger RNA from Capsaspora owczarzaki ATCC 30864, 2280 nucleotides. RefSeq lists its product as hypothetical. Gene Ontology annotation, cellular component: ATP-binding cassette (ABC) transporter complex; membrane. The record is from RefSeq and is a predicted model, not a curated record. The transcript has 6 exons. Bases 1 to 2280 code for a protein of 759 amino acids. Gene Ontology annotation, molecular function: transmembrane transporter activity; G protein-coupled receptor activity. Gene Ontology annotation, biological process: transmembrane transport; G protein-coupled receptor signaling pathway. Lineage: Eukaryota; Filasterea; Ministeriida; Capsasporidae.